This is a messenger RNA of Paramecium primaurelia, 2523 nucleotides long. The record is from the annotation of a GenBank genome assembly. NCBI's taxonomy places the organism in Eukaryota, Ciliophora, Oligohymenophorea, Peniculida, Parameciidae.
AUGACUUCAUUUGAGAUGCAAGAACAAUACUCUUUAUAAGAUUCCCUUCUUUCUGAUGCUUCUUCAAUGUCUAUCGAGUAAAGAUCAAGAAGCCGCACUUUAAAUAAAACAGUGAAAUGGAAACUUGAAUAAUUUCAUGAAAAGAAUGUGAUGCAAGAAGAAUAAGAAAAGAUCUAGCGAGUUAUUAAAAUAUAUGAUGAUAAUUUAAAUGAUGAACAUGGUCAAAAUGAUAACAAUUUUUUUGAGGAAUACUUAUCUUGGCUUCCAGUCAUUCUACCUAAACGAGUUUGGCCUUGGAAGAUAUUUGUAGCAAUUACAACUCUCUUUGUUUUUUUCGAAGUACCAAUCUAUGUAAUGUAUGGGGAUGAUUUUUGGAAGGUAUAAGUGUAUAUAAUUAAAGGAACUUAUAAAUCCAGCAGGACGAUAUACUUUAUUUUAUGGAAUCUUUAUAAUACUUUUAACAGACAUGCUUCUUGAUUUUGUAACCUCAUACUAUAAACAUGGAAAUCUUGUUUUGGAUAAAAGAAAGAUAGCCAUGCAUUAUUUUUAUGGAUAUUUUGUUUUUGAUUGCGUUGCUGUAUAUAUUUAUUUAUUAAGACUAGUUAUUCUCUUGUGUUAUUAGAUUAGCAGUAGAUACUAAUCAUCUGAGAUUCAUCUUCUUUAUGUUCUAUUUCAAAUUACCUUCUUUACUUAGAAUUGAUCAUCAAAUUGCAGAAUUGAUAUUACUCCAUAAAAGAUUAAGAACAUUCUAUCAAAUAACAAAAAUGUUAAUAUUCAUGUUCUUCUGCUUCAAUUUUUAUUGUUGUAUUUGGUAUGUGUUAGGAAUUUAUGGUGAUAAUAUACAUAUUAAUACAUGGUUAAAUGUACCAGGUAAUUUUGGUGUCAUCAAAGACAAAUCAAUUCAUGAAAUUUACUUUUAUUCUUUCUAUUUUAGUUUGAAUGUGCUAUCUACAACUAUGGGUUUUGGUGAUAUUGUAAAUAUAUUAUUAAUCUAUAUUUUAGUCUCCUAUGAAUAUAUAUGAAUGUUCCUUUGCUCUCUUUGGUGUUAUGUUUGCUGUUGUUGUAUUUGCAUUGAAUAUUAAUAACUUUUAAAAGAUGAUGGAAGAAUACAAUUCGUAUUAUAUGCAAAGAUUCAAAUAAAAAGUAAUGUUCUAAUAUUAAUAUUAUAAGGUGUCUAUUAAUAAAUUUAUGGAAUAAAAGAAUGUACCUUCUGAAUUAAGAGAACGUAUUAGAUAAUAUAUAAAUGAACAUUGGGCAGAGGAAGGAAGUAGAGAUUAGGAAAGUGAACAAUAAGUAUUUGAAAUUCUAGCACCUGAAUUAAAAUAAGAAUUGAUGUAUUAAUCUUUAGGAUAGUUUCUCUAAAAAACUAUGUUUGCUAAUCAUUUCACUAAACCUUUUUUAAAAGAAUUAGCUUAAAAAAUUAGAGAACAAUCAUUUUCUUAAGGAGAUGAGAUUAUUGGUGUAGGAUCUACAGACUAAACUGAUGAUUUAAGCAUUUAUUACAUUGUUGGAGGUUCUGUUAUUGUAAAACCAGGAAAUAGUGAAAUUAUUAAAAAAAGAUUGGGAUUGUAUAGUUAUUUCGGAGAAUGGUCAUUCUUUACAGGUUAUUAUUAUAAUAUAUAUUAGGUUUUCCAAGAACUGGUACAGUGAAUGCUAGAGAAUAUUCAUAAGUUUAUGCAAUUACAAGAGCUGACUUUUUAGAAACAUUAAAGAAAUUUCCUGAAGAUUUUGAAAUGUAUUGUCAAAUAAGAGAUAAAUUAUUAUUCACUAAAGAAUAUAACUUAGUAGAAUAACAAUGUUAUACUUGUAAUAAUACAGAUCAUUAUGCUGAUUAAUGUCCUAAAACUCAUUAUGUACCAUUAGUUCAAGAAUUGAUUGAAGAAUCUACAGUUUUAGACCUUAAAUAGGAUAGAGUUAAAAUAUAGAGAUUCGAUAGAAAAUAAUGGGCUACUAGAGCUAAUGCAACAACUCUAAUCAAAGGGUUAAGUAAUAACAAAUUGAAAAAGAAGGCUAAUCUUAUGCUAAAAACAUAGAGAGCUUUAAAGAAAAAUACAGUUAAGAUUGAUAAACCAUUAAUUCCUUAAUGGCAAGUUAAAGAAUUUAAGAGUUUAGAUGAAGAAUAAGCAGCUAAUCCAAUGUUAGAUGAAAUGACAGAGAGUUAAAAUCUUAAUACUUAAUCAUUUGAUAAUGAUAAUCCUUAAAAAUAAUAAUAAGGUUAAUUGAAAAACUUUGCUAUUCAAACAUUAACUUAAUCUGCUAUGUAAUAAUCAGCUUUAUUGAGUUCAAAAGUUGUUGAAAAUCCUAAUCAAUCUUAAUCAUAAUAAAGAGAUAAUGUGAUGGCUGAAUAUUAAAAGAUAAUACAACCAACUAUCAAGACAGGAGUGGAAUAAUUUGAUGCACCUGCUAAUUACAAGAAUUAUUAUAGAAAAUAUAACAGCAAUAAUUAUUAGGAAUUCAAAAAUGUUAAAAUAAUUUAAAAAGAUAAAAUAUAGAAUAUGAGACAGUCAAUAAUGUUUAAAUGAG